Pipistrellus nathusii (Nathusius's pipistrelle) is the source of this 1791-nucleotide messenger RNA. The record is from the annotation of a GenBank genome assembly. Lineage: Eukaryota; Metazoa; Chordata; Mammalia; Chiroptera; Vespertilionidae.
AUGAGCCGAUGGAGUCUUUCCUUCUGGUUCCCACUGCUCCUGCUGCUGCUGCCCGCGGGCCCCGCCUGGGGGGAGCCCUCGCCUGUGAACCCCUGUUGCUACUACCCAUGCCAGCACCAGGGCAUCUGUGUCCGCUUUGGCCUUGACCGCUACCAGUGUGACUGCACCCGCACGGGCUAUUCUGGCCCCAACUGCACCAUCCCUGAUCUGUGGACCUGGCUCCGGAAUUCAUUGCGGCCCAGCCCCUCUUUCAUCCACUUCCUGCUGACACACGGGCGCUGGAUCUGGGAGAUUGUCAAUGCCACCUUCAUCCGUGACAUGCUCAUGCGCGUGGUACUCACAGCGCGUUCCAACCUUAUUCCCAGCCCCCCCACCUACAACGUAGCACACGACUACAUCAGCUGGGAGGCCUUCUUCAACUUGACCUUUUACACUCGUGUUUUGCCCUCCGUGCCCCAAGACUGCCCCACACCCAUGGGGACCAAAGGGAAGCAGCAGCUGCCAGAUCCCCAGCUCCUGAGCCGUCGCUUCCUGCUCAGGAAGAAGUUCAUACCUGACCCCCAAGGUGCCAACCUCAUGUUUGCCUUCUUCGCACAACACUUCACCCACCAGUUCUUCAAAACUGCUGGCAAGAUGGGUCCUGGCUUCACCAAGGCCUUGGGCCAUGGGGUAGACCUUGGUCACAUUUAUGGGGACAAUCUGGACCGUCAGUAUCAGCUGCGGCUCUUUAAGGAUGGGAAACUCAAGUACCAGAUGCUGGACGGAGAGAUGUAUCCACCAUCAGUGGAAGAGGCGCCUGUGUUGAUGCACUACCCAAAGAGCAUUCCGCCCAAGAGCCAGAUGGCUGUGGGUCAGGAGGUGUUUGGACUGCUUCCCGGACUCAUGCUUUAUGCCACGAUCUGGCUGCGCGAACACAACCGCGUGUGUGACCUGCUGAAGGCUGAGCACCCCACCUGGGGAGAUGAGCAGCUCUUCCAGACGGCCCGCCUCAUCCUUAUAGGGGAGACCAUCAAGAUCGUCAUCGAGGAGUACGUGCAGCAGCUUAGCGGCUACUUCCUGAAGCUCAAGUUCGACCCAGAGCUGCUGUUCAGCUCCCAGUUCCAGUACCAGAAUCGCAUCGCCUUGGAGUUCAACCAUCUCUACCACUGGCACCCGCUCAUGCCUGACUCCUUCGUGGUGGGCUCCCAGGACUACAGCUACGAGCAGUUCCUGUUCAACACCUCCAUGCUGGUGAACUAUGGGGUGGAGGCCCUGGUGGACUCCUUCUCUCGCCAGAGCGCUGGCCGGAUUGGUGGGGGUAGGAACAUAGACCACCACAUCCUGCACGUGGCCGUGGAAGUCAUCAAGGAAUCUCGAGAGCUGAGGCUGCAGCCUUUCAAUGAGUACCGCAAGAGGUUUGGCAUGAAGCCCUACACCUCUUUCCAGGAGUUCACAGGAGAAAAGGAGAUGGCAGCUGAAUUGGAGGAGCUAUAUGGAGACAUUGAUGCCUUGGAGUUAUACCCGGGACUGCUUCUUGAGAAGUGCCAUCCAAACUCUAUCUUUGGAGAGAGUAUGAUAGAAAUUGGGGCUCCCUUUUCCCUCAAGGGCCUCUUGGGGAAUGCCAUCUGUUCUCCCGAGUACUGGAAGUCAAGCACAUUCGGUGGUGAGAUGGGCUUCAACAUUGUUAAGACGGCCACACUGAAGAAGCUGGUUUGCCUUAACACCAAGACUUGUCCCUAUGUUUCUUUCCACAUACCCGACCCUCUUCAGGAUAAUGAGCCUGAUGUGGAGAGGCCAUCCACAGAGCUCUGA